Racocetra persica is the source of this 424-nucleotide messenger RNA. Lineage: Eukaryota; Fungi; Glomeromycota; Glomeromycetes; Diversisporales; Gigasporaceae. The record is from the annotation of a GenBank genome assembly.
AUGCUCGAAAAAUUGGAGAAUCGAGUACAGGCUGGUAAAUUAUUGGCCGAAGAAGUAGCGAAAAAAUAUAAUAAUGACAAGAAUGAUGUUAUUAUUUUAGCUUUACCAAGAGGUGGAGUUCCUGUUGCCUAUCAAAUUUCACAACGCAUUAAAGCCCCGUUGGAUGUCUUCUUGGUCAGAAAAAUUGGUGUCGAAGGGUCUUCAAUGCAUAAAUGUGAAAUUGAAAUGGAAUUAGCCAUGGGUGCCAUUACUGAAACAUCCAGUAUCUUCAACGAAGAUAUUAUUGAUAUGCUUCACAUCAAACAAGAAUCAAUUAAUCGUGUGAUGAAACGGGAGAAUGCCGAGCUGCAACGUCGCAAUGAAAAGUAUAGAAAAGGAAAACCAGCCCCCAACGUUACCGAAAAGACCAUAAUUAUUGUUGAUG